AUGUAUAUUGAUAUUUACUUUAUUUUCAGAGUUAACAAUGCCGGUAUUAUGGCAACUCCAUUUGCGACAACUGUAGAUGGUAUUCAAGAUCAGUUUGGCACUAAUCAUAUUGGCCAUUUUGUCUUCACACUCUUGCUGUUGCCAACUAUCAAAGCUUCGGCUCCAUCACGUAUUGUAAAUGUUAGCAGUGAGGCUCAUAAACUUGCACCUUCAGCGGGGAUAGAAUUUGAAAAGUUGAAUGAUCCAAAGGCUCAGACCUCUUUUCAAAGAUACAGUCAAUCAAAAAUCGCAAAUAUUUUAUUUACUCUUGAACUUAAUAAAAGACUUUCAGGAACAAAUGUUUAUUGUAAUUGUCUCCAUCCAGGUGUCAUAAAGACUGAGUUAAUGCGUGGAGUGAUUACUGACUGGGGAUCUUGGAUAAAACCAAUUAUCUCUGUAGUUGGCUUUUUCUUUUUAACACCUGAUGAUGGUGCUUUAACUCAACUUUAUUGUGCUACAAGUCCUGAAAUUGAGGAGAAAAAUCUCCGUGGAAAAUAUUUUGUACCAUUUGGUGAAGUAGGUGAACCUACUACUCAAGCUAAAGACGAAGAAUUGGCAAAAAAAUUAUGGGAUUUUUCUGAAAAUUUCGGUAAACAAACGUUGGGUGAUGACAUUUUUAGCAAGUGUUUUGCAUAA
Molecule: messenger RNA, 675 nt
Organism: Dentiscutata heterogama
Lineage: Eukaryota; Fungi; Glomeromycota; Glomeromycetes; Diversisporales; Gigasporaceae
Source: the annotation of a GenBank genome assembly